UGUAGACGGCGGCGCCCCUGGCUGUGCGCUCGGCGCGCGCUGCGGGACCCGCCCGGCUCCCGUGCGUGGCUCACGGCUUAAAAAUAGCUGCGGCUCGGCGCGCGGGCUCGGGCGGCUCGGGCGGCUCGGGCGGCUCGGGCGGCGGCGUUGCGGGAGAGCCAUGGCCCUGGGGCGGCCUGCGCCGGCCGGGCUCCGCCGGAACUGAACGCAGCUCCCCGGGGCGCGCAAACAGCAACAGCUACCUGGUGACCCACCCCACCCUCGCCGCCACCACCCAACCAGCAGCUGCCACCUUUAAGAUGUGUCCUGGUAACUGGCUCUGGGCUUCCAUGACUUUUAUGGCCCGCUUCUCCCGGAGUAGCUCCAGGUCUCCCGUUCGUACCCGAGGGAGCCUGGAGGAGAUGCCCGCCGUGCAGCAUCCCUUCCUCAACGUCUUCGAGUUGGAGAGGCUCCUCUACACGGGCAAGACUGCCUGUAACCAUGCUGACGAGGUGUGGCCAGGCCUUUACCUUGGAGACCAGGACAUGGCCAACAACCGCCGUGAGCUCCGUCGCCUGGGUAUCACCCACGUUCUCAACGCCUCCCACAACAGGUGGCGGGGCACGCCCGAGGCCUACGAGGGGCUGGGCAUCCGCUACCUGGGCGUGGAGGCGCACGACUCCCCUGCCUUCGAUAUGAGCAUCCACUUCCAGACAGCCGCCGACUUCAUCCACCGAGCGCUGAGCCAGCCAGGAGGGAAGAUUCUGGUGCACUGCGCCGUGGGUGUGAGCCGCUCGGCCACCCUGGUGCUGGCCUACCUCAUGCUGUACCACCACUUCACCCUGGUGGAGGCCAUCAAGAAGGUGAAGGACCACCGAGGCAUCAUCCCCAACCGCGGCUUCCUGAGGCAGCUCCUGGCCCUGGACCGCAGGCUGCGGCAGGGGCUGGAGGCGUGAGCACGGAGGAGGGGAGGUCAGCCCGGCCGGUGGGGGGAGAGGAAGAGAGAGGAGGCCCAGUGGUUCUUGCCUGGUGGCUGGAGAUCGAAGCCCCCCCCCCCCCCGUCACCGUCGCUCUUUGGGGAGAGGGCUGGGGGACCGUGCAGAGCCCUGAUCAGGACAGGAAGCAGCCGGGUUCUCGCUGGAAGAUGGCCCUGGGGUUGGAGCACGGCUGAAUUCCAGCUAAAAUCCGCCAGGUGGCUUUUAGUCCCUUCCCUUGUGCUUCAUGUUCACACUGUUCCCUUCUUCCACUUAGUAAGACAAAAGGGGGCCCCCUCUGCCCUGUGCCUGGGCAGCGAGGCAGGGAUGGGCGAGCACCUGGGGAGCUGGGGGCGGGGAGGGGGCAGUUGUGUGGAAACCGCAGCUUCACGGCAGAUGGAGACACGAUUUGGGGGGAAAGCCUCAAUGCCAGAGUCUUGUUACCCCGAGUACAGGAAGAAGAGCUGGGGGACGGCCGCCCUGGUACCCAUAGAGCAUCUCUGCGCUUGGGGGCCUGGGAGGUGUUGGAUGGUCACUUGCUCGCUGGGUGCAGGGAUCUGGAGAUCAAAUAAAGAGAGUGGAAAAGAA
Perognathus longimembris pacificus (Pacific pocket mouse) is the source of this 1541-nucleotide messenger RNA. It is a transcript of the gene Dusp26, whose product is annotated as dual specificity phosphatase 26. NCBI's taxonomy places the organism in Eukaryota, Metazoa, Chordata, Mammalia, Rodentia, Heteromyidae. Gene Ontology annotation, biological process: protein dephosphorylation; negative regulation of MAPK cascade. The coding region runs from base 300 to 935 and encodes 211 amino acids. Gene Ontology annotation, molecular function: protein tyrosine/serine/threonine phosphatase activity; MAP kinase phosphatase activity. The record is from RefSeq and is a predicted model, not a curated record. Gene Ontology annotation, cellular component: cytoplasm. The transcript is spliced from 4 exons.